GUUAUCAUCAUAUAAUAUCAAUGACUUAUCUAUCAUAUUCAUGGUAAUGUAAUUUACAAAUUUUUAAUCAUAGUAAAAUUAAUAAACGCAUGUAUAAGUUCUAAUAGUACUAUUUUUUAAAGUUUCGUUCUUGUCGCAAUCAUGGAAGUGGAUAUGGAUUUGAAAAGAGCUUUUCAUGAACUUCAAGAAAAACUAGUAUAUACUUCCCAAAAAAUCAAGCUUGCUGAUUUACAAAUUGAAACAUUACGACGUACAAAGCAACAUAAUCUUCUUACGAAACAAGAAUUAGAGACAAUACCUAAAGAUGUUAAAACCUAUGAAGCUUUAGGAAGAGCAUUCAUAUUAACACCAAGAGAUGAUGUAUUUAAAAACUUAAAUAAAAUUAACAAUGAUACUGAACAAAAAAUUAAAACUCUAGAAAAUAGUAAACAAUAUUUGGAUAAAAAUUUAAAAGAAAGUGAAAAUAAUUUAAGAGAGAUGGUUCAGCGUAAAAGAGAAGGAGAUAAAGAAACUGAAAAAUCUUCUGCUGCUAGCUCAAAAGCUUAGAAUAUAUUCUAUAUUAAUUUAUUUUAUUAAUUAAAACCCAUUAAUUUUUCAGCCUUUACUAUACAUUUAAUAAAAUAAUUCAAAUAAUAUUGCAAUAUUAAAUUAUGAUAAUUUUUUCUUAAUGUAUUACUAAUAAUUAAAACAUGAAACUUAUAUAUUUAUUUUUGAUAAUUUAAAUAUUGUAUUUGAACAAAUCAAAACAAAAUAAAAUUAACUCUUUUCUUGUUUGUUA
Daktulosphaira vitifoliae (grape phylloxera) is the source of this 778-nucleotide messenger RNA. Its product is annotated as prefoldin subunit 1-like. Gene Ontology annotation, molecular function: protein folding chaperone. Gene Ontology annotation, biological process: protein folding. The transcript has 4 exons. Gene Ontology annotation, cellular component: cytoplasm; prefoldin complex. Lineage: Eukaryota; Metazoa; Arthropoda; Insecta; Hemiptera; Phylloxeridae. The record is from RefSeq and is a predicted model, not a curated record. Bases 142 to 546 code for a protein of 134 amino acids.